This is a messenger RNA of Insectozyma verbasci, 1170 nucleotides long. NCBI's taxonomy places the organism in Eukaryota, Fungi, Ascomycota, Pichiomycetes, Serinales, Debaryomycetaceae. The record is from the annotation of a GenBank genome assembly.
AUGUCACGAAGAUCAGGUAGAAGAUCAUUCAAUAUAGAUAAUAAUAACAACAGCAUCCCCGAAGAUGAAGAUAUAAUGGAACAAUCACAAACGGAAUCACAACAACCAUUAAAUUCAGAAAAUCAAGAUUUACAACCCAACCCAGAAGAACAAGAUCAAGAAGAAGUAGAAGGAGGAGAAGAUUUCAUUGAUGAAGAAGAUGAGAUCACAAGAUGUAUCUGUCAAAACGAUGAGCUACAACAAUCAUCAAUAAAUCCACAAUUGGCAAAUUUGUUAAAGAAAAAAUUUAAGAUUGAAAUUGAUCAAGGUUUAUUUAUUCAAUGUGAUAAAUGUCACGUCUGGCAACAUGGUUAUUGUGUUGGUCUAUAUGAAAAUAAUGAUGUCCCUGAUAAGUAUUGGUGUGAAUUAUGUAAACCUGAAUUGCAUACAUUGGUCAAAAAUGAUCAAUUUAGUAAACGAACAUUAUACAAACCUGUUAAUGAUAAACGUAAAAAGAUUGAAAUGUCCGAGGAGGAGAAUCAUGGGACAACUGCAAUGAAACCAAAACGCAGAGAAAAACAAGCAGCAGUUAAAAAGGAGAGGAAAGAUAGAAGACAUCAUCAUCCGUAUGAAGAUUAUGAUGAACAACUACAAAAAGCAUUGAGAGAAAGUGCAAAAGAGCUGGGAAUAAAUGUAGAAGAAGAAAAGGAGAAUAGCAAUAAUAACAAUAAGAAGAGGAAGAUAGAGUCAGUAGAAGAUAGGAAAAUCAAAGAAGAAUCAAGUGAUGAAAUUGAACAAGAACAGGAAAAAGACAAGGAGAAAUUACCACCACCGAUCAAAAAGAAAGGCAAGAAGAAAAAUAAAUCAGAUAAUGGUAACUCAAACUCAAAUUCUGAAUCAUCUUCAACUACAACAGUACUAGAUAAAGAAGAAUUAAUUAAACAAAAUUCAAAACCAAGAUAUGAUAAUGAAAAAGCAUCAAUAUACGAGUUGAGAAAACGAACAGGUGCAAUUUUAGAAUGGUUAGGAAGAUCUCAAAUUGAAUUACAAGAUGAAAUACAACUGAAACAAAAACUAUUCGAAAAUGAAUCAAUUAGUUUAGAUUCAUAUAAUGAGAAUUUAAAAAGUAUGGAAAAUUUAACAAAUCAGAUAAUAUCAUGGGAAGAGAAAUAUGGCAAAUAUGCUCCAUAA